AAUCAUCCAAAAUGUCUGGAAAGCGCGGUCGAGGUUCUACCUCCGGUAACAAGCUCAAGAUGACUCUUGGUCUGCCAGUCGGUGCUGUCAUGAACUGCUGCGACAACUCCGGUGCCCGUAACCUGUACAUCAUCUCCGUUAAGGGUAUCGGUGCACGUCUCAACCGCCUGCCCGCUGGUGGUGCCGGUGACAUGGUCAUGGCGACCGUCAAGAAGGGAAAGCCCGAGCUAAGGAAGAAGGUCAUGCCCGCCGUCAUUGUCCGCCAAAGCAAGCCCUGGAGGCGGGCGGACGGAAUCUACCUGUACUUUGAGGACAACGCCGGUGUCAUUGUCAACCCCAAGGGUGAAAUGAAGGGCUCCGCCAUUACUGGACCCGUCGCCAAGGAGGCCGCUGAGCUGUGGCCGCGUAUCGCCUCCAACUCCGGUGUCGUCAUGUGAGGUGUCUCUUUUCCUGCUUUCGAUAACAUUCAUGGGUUUAUGGGCACGGCGAAAAUGCAUUUACGGGGUGAAGGAAUUGGGCGACGACAUUGCGGCUAUGAUUAGCAAUGGGACGACCUUCACAAUACCAGUCAAAUGAACAUUACGACCAAACCACAACCUG
This is a messenger RNA of Bipolaris maydis ATCC 48331, 600 nucleotides long. RefSeq names its product 60S ribosomal protein uL14. Gene Ontology annotation, molecular function: large ribosomal subunit rRNA binding; structural constituent of ribosome. The record is from RefSeq and is a predicted model, not a curated record. NCBI's taxonomy places the organism in Eukaryota, Fungi, Ascomycota, Dothideomycetes, Pleosporales, Pleosporaceae. Gene Ontology annotation, cellular component: cytosolic large ribosomal subunit; ribosome. Gene Ontology annotation, biological process: translation.